AUGACAACUCGUGCCGACGUAUUGGGACCCGUUGACAUCACCGAACUCAAACUUCAAGAUGAGAACUUGACGUGGGAGAUUGAUGUCCACGCCGAAGCCUCAUUUUCAAGUCGAGCGGAAGCUCAAAAUGCAGCAAAUGCUUCAGCAAAAUCGGUUGGGUACGGCCUCGUCGUUAAACGCUCGUGCCAAGACGCUAACAAAAAUACUAGGAGAGUAAUCUUUGCCUGUGAUCGUCACGAACAACGUCGAACUCACAACAUAUCUCGCGCUGGUAGUCGUCGCCGACCCAAUGCUGCAAGUCGACGUUGCGGAUGCAAGAUGAAGAUUGAUAUAGUCAGAAGAACCGACGACGAGGGUGUCGCAACGUGGCAUAUUAUUCACGGCCCCAUCUCCACUACACAUAACCACCCUCCUUCUAAGGAAGUUUCCUCUCAUCCAGUUCAUUGUCGAUCAGAACUAAGCGACAAAAUUCGCAGUCAUGUCGUAGUGCAAUCGCAGACAGGAGUUCGCGCCGUUCAGACCCUGGCAGCUCUGCGUUCGGAUGGGUCUGGGACUAAUCUCCUUGCUAGAGAUAUCUACAACGCUCGGCAUUCAGCCACCAUUUCGUCUCUUUGUUGUCUCUAA
Molecule: messenger RNA, 624 nt
Organism: Phytophthora nicotianae INRA-310
Lineage: Eukaryota; Oomycota; Peronosporomycetes; Peronosporales; Peronosporaceae
Exons: 1
Coding region: 1-624 (207 amino acids)
Source: RefSeq, a predicted model, not a curated record